Messenger RNA from Cynara cardunculus var. scolymus (artichoke), 1259 nucleotides. RefSeq names its product cysteine-rich repeat secretory protein 11-like. The record is from RefSeq and is a predicted model, not a curated record. NCBI's taxonomy places the organism in Eukaryota, Viridiplantae, Streptophyta, Magnoliopsida, Asterales, Asteraceae. The transcript has 3 exons. The coding region runs from base 1 to 948 and encodes 315 amino acids. Gene Ontology annotation, cellular component: plasmodesma. Gene Ontology annotation, biological process: plasmodesmata-mediated intercellular transport; transport of virus in multicellular host.
AUGGCUUCACCGGCAAAUCAUUUCAUACUAAUCCUUCUCCUCCACACCCUCCGCCGUUCUCUUCCUUUAUCCGCCGCCGCUCCCUCCGGUCUCAUAAACUUAAUCUACAAAGGUUGCGCAAACCAAAAUUUCCAAAACUCAGAUGCAUCAGAAAACCUCAAAUCCCUCUACACCACCCUCCUUUCUCAAUCAUCCACCACAAAUUUCUACAAAACAAUCUCCGAUGAAAACGACCAGUCAACUACCACCAUCGCUGGCCUCUACCAGUGCCGCGGCGAUCUAUCCAACAGUGAUUGCAACACCUGCGUGAAAAAACUACCGGAAACCAUCGCUAAAGUCUGCAACAGAGCCACCAUUGCCGCCCGUGUCCAGCUCGGCGGGUGUUACCUGAGAUACGAGGUUCUCGGGUUCCCGCAGGUUCCGGCGACGGAGCUUCUGUACAAACAGUGUAGUUCGCGGCGGGCCAGUGGGUCUGGGUUUGACGAGAGACUUGCGUCGGCGUUAUCGUUGAUUCCGAAGGGGGUUGCUAACGGGAAGGGGUAUUACGCCGGUGGAUAUCAGUCGGUUUAUGUGCUGGGGCAGUGUGAAGGUGAUCUCGGAGGUGGAGAGUGUGUUAACUGUGUGAAAAGUGCGGUAGGGAUCGGAAAAAGUGAGUGUCAAACCUCCAUUUCCGGCCACAUUUAUCUUCAACAGUGUUAUAUUAGCUACACAUAUUAUCCCGACGGAGUCCCCGGCGCCGAUGGUGGCAGUGUGGGUGGCGUUGGUGGUGUGGAAACAGCAGCCACGGAGACAGGCGGUGGUGGUGGCGGCGGCGGCAAAAACAACACAGAGAAGACGGUGGCCAUCGUUUUCGGUGGACUAGCGGGUUUGGGGCUGGUGGUUGCUUUCUUGUUGGUUCUGAAAUCUGCUUUCAGAAAGAAAAAAGAACACUACUAUGGAGGUUAUUGAAGUUGGAUUGGAGUGGCCAUUGAAGAAUGUAAAGGCAAAGUGAAAGAUAAAGAGGGACUUGCUUUGCUUUCCAUCUUUUCUUGGGGGUGGUGGGUCUAUACAACAACUCAAAAAGGGUUCUUCCUUCAUCUCCAAGUUACAACUUAAAACUCCUUGCUUUUUUAGGCUUUAUUCAAUCAUCAUUAGUGUUUAAUUGUGUAUAUAUAACAUCCCUAAAUAGCUAGUCUUAUGAUCCAAUUACAUAAACGGAAAACCUCAACGGUUGACUCCCGUACUGUCCCCCUUUUUGCAUCUUGACGUUAUAUGUCAAA